AUAUUUGACACUGUUAUCUUCUUCAUCAGUAACACCAAUGGAGAGGGCAGCGCUUAUCCGCACCAUCUCCUCUUCAUCUCUCGCCUGCAACCGAUUCCUCUUCUCCUCUCCCAGGCUUGCUCGCUCCUUUCUAUCAAAAUCACCCGUGGUUACUUCCCGACGCCACUACUACCGUCUCAUCCCCAACGUCACCAACCGCUUCCUUCCCCGCCGCGGCUUGAGGAGAUUCUGUAGACUCUCCGCUGCUUCUCAAUCCUCCUCUCUUCGGUUCAGCCUCAGCAACAGACAUUUUAGUUCGUUGGCCACACGCGCCGUCGCCUCUCCUUCCACGCAAGGUUCUCCAGAGAUUGCUGGAGUUAAUGAUGAGGUCGUAGAGAAGUUUGGAUUUGAGAAAGUAUCAGAACAGUUUAUUGGAGAGUGUAAAUCGAAGGCUGUGCUUUUCAAGCAUAAAAAAACUGGUGCGGAGGUCAUGUCAGUGUCAAAUGAUGAUGAGAAUAAGGUUUUUGGCAUUGUUUUUCGGACUCCACCAAAGGAUUCAACUGGAAUUCCACACAUCUUGGAACACAGUGUAUUAUGUGGUUCAAGAAAGUAUCCCUUGAAAGAGCCAUUUGUUGAAUUGUUAAAGGGGAGCUUGCACACUUUUCUGAAUGCAUUCACAUAUCCUGAUAGGACAUGCUACCCAGUAGCUUCCACCAAUACAAAGGAUUUCUAUAAUCUGGUUGAUGUAUACCUUGAUGCCGUCUUCUUUCCCAAGUGCAUUGAGGACUUCCAGACCUUCCAACAGGAGGGUUGGCAUUAUGAGCUCAACAAUACUGCUGAAGAUAUAACUUAUAAAGGUGUUGUUUUCAAUGAGAUGAAAGGUGUCUAUUCCCAACCUGAUAAUAUAUUAGGACGAACAGCCCAACAGGCUCUCUUUCCAGAUAAUACCUAUGGUGUUGAUAGUGGAGGUGACCCAAAAGUUAUUCCCAAGCUGACUUUUGAGCAAUUUAAGGAAUUUCAUCGUAAAUAUUACCAUCCAAGCAAUGCCAGGAUAUGGUUCUAUGGAGAUGAUGAUCUAAGCGAGCGCCUUCGCAUCCUUAGUGAAUAUCUAGACAUGUUUGAUGCAAGUACAGCACCAGAAGAAUCAAAGAUAGCCCCACAAAAGCUUUUUGCAGAGCCAGUCAGGAUUGUUGAGAAAUACCCUGUGGGUGAAGGUGGCAAUCUGAAAAAGAAGCACAUGGUAUGCCUUAAUUGGCUGCUUUCUGAUAAACCAUUGGACCUGCAAACUGAACUUGAGCUUGGCUUUUUGGAUCAUCUUUUGUUGGGAACUCCUGCUUCUCCCUUGAGGAAAGCCUUGCUAGAAAGUGGUCUGGGUGAUGCAAUUGUUGGUGGUGGGGUAGAAGAUGAACUUCUUCAACCUCAAUUUGGCAUUGGCUUGAAGGGGGUCUCUGAAGACAACAUCCAAAAAGUAGAAGAAUUAAUUAUGAGCACACUUCAAAAAUUAUCAGAGGAAGGAUUCGACAAAGAUGCUGUCGAGGCAUCUAUUAACACAAUUGAGUUUUCACUUAGGGAAAACAAUACUGGAUCAUUUCCUCGUGGCCUGUCUUUGAUGCUUCGGUCCAUUGGUAAGUGGAUAUAUGAUAUGGAUCCUUUUGAACCAUUAAAAUAUGAGAAACCCUUAAUUGCCCUAAAAGCCAGGAUAGCUGAAAAAGGCUCCAAAGCUGUUUUCUCUCCUUUGAUAGAGAAAUUCAUCUUAAACAAUCCUCACUGUGUUACCAUUGAAAUGCAGCCUGAUCCAGAGAAAGCUUCUCAUGAUGAAGCAGCCGAGAAAGAAAUUCUUGAGAAAGUUAAAGCUAGCAUGACAGAGGAAGACCUAGCUGAGCUAGCACGUGCUACAGAGGAGCUAAAACUGAAGCAGGAAACUCCAGACCCUCCAGAGGCUUUAAGAACUGUUCCAAGCCUAUCUUUAGAUGAUAUUCCAAAAGAACCGAUACGUGUUCCUACAGAGAUUGGAGAUAUAAAUGGUGUAAAGGUUUUGCAGCAUAAUCUUUUCACAAAUGAUGUGCUUUACAGUGAAGUUGUCUUUGAUAUGAGUUCACUGAAACAAGAGCUUCUUCCUUUAGUACCGCUAUUUUGUCAGUCAUUGCUGGAGAUGGGUACGAAAGACUUGACCUUUGUCCAACUUAACCAGUUGAUUGGGAGGAAAACGGGAGGAAUUUCAGUUUAUCCAUUCACAUCAUCUGUGCAGGGGAAGGAAGAUCCAUGUAGCCAUAUAAUCGUCCGUGGUAAAUCCAUGGCUGGACGUGCUGAAGACCUAUUUAACCUGAUGAAUUGUGUUCUUCAAGAAGUCCAGUUUACAGACCAGCAGCGGUUUAAGCAGUUUGUUUCCCAAAGCAAAGCGAGAAUGGAGAACCGAUUAAGAGGCAGUGGUCAUGGAAUUGCAGCAGCAAGGAUGGAUGCGAAGUUAAAUAUGGCUGGGUGGAUUUCUGAGCAAAUGGGUGGAAUCAGUUACCUGGAAUUCCUGCAAGCUCUGGAAGAGAAAGUGGAUAAUGAUUGGGAUGGAAUUUCAUCAUCUCUAGAGGAAAUUCGCCAAUCCUUACUUUCUAGGAACGGUUGCUUGUUAAAUAUGACAGCUGACAGUAAAACCCUCACAGACACCGAAAAGUUUGUUAGCAAAUUUCUUGAUUUGCUUCCUAGCAACUCUUCUGUAGAAAGAGUUAGUUGGAAUGCUCGACUUCCUCCAAACAAUGAAGCCAUUGUGAUCCCCACUCAGGUAAAUUAUGUCGGGAAAGCAGCUAAUCUCUAUGAGACUGGUUACCAACUUGAUGGGAGUGCUUAUGUUAUUUCAAAACACAUUAGCAAUACGUGGUUGUGGGAUCGUGUUCGUGUUAGUGGUGGGGCUUAUGGAGGUUUCUGUGACUUUGAUACACACUCAGGUGUAUUUUCCUUCCUAUCUUAUCGAGACCCAAACUUGCUAAAGACUCUUGAUGUGUAUGACGCAACUGGGGGUUUUCUGCAUGAGUUGGAGAUGGAUGAUGAUACACUUACCAAAGCAAUUAUUGGUACCAUUGGUGAUGUGGAUGCAUACCAGCUGCCUGAUGCUAAAGGUUAUAGCAGUCUGUUGCGGUAUUUACUUGGGAUUACUGAAGAAGAAAGGCAAAGGAGACGUGAAGAGAUAUUAUCGACAAGUUUGAAGGAUUUCAAAGAAUUUGCCGAUGUCAUUGACGCGGUGAAGGACAAAGGAGUGAGUGUUGCAGUGGCAUCACCUGAUGACUUUGAAGCUGCAAACAAGGAACGAUCUAACUUUUUCCAAGUGAAGAAAGCGCUCUAAUCCCUUCAAGAACUGCUUUAGACAUGAACUAAUCUUCGUACAAAUUUUCUCUUUUCAUGUUAGGUUAAGAAACCCUCGGAAAUAUUGUUUCAAUUUUCUCACGAGUUCUAUAGACUAAACAAUACAGAAAACGGGAGGAAUUCCACAGCAGAUGCAAUCUUUUCAAUUCAUUUAAGAGGAUCCUGAAACUGUACUCUUGGCAAUUAUUAGUUCUGGAAAUUUAUUGCAUUG
Molecule: messenger RNA, 3541 nt
Organism: Rubroshorea leprosula
Lineage: Eukaryota; Viridiplantae; Streptophyta; Magnoliopsida; Malvales; Dipterocarpaceae
Source: the annotation of a GenBank genome assembly